AUGUUGACUGAGGCCGGAUUGAACCUUUUGCAGAAUGUAGUUGACAGGAAAAUAAGGAAGAGGGCAACCCGUUAUCUCAACUCGAGCUGUUGUAGUAUCUGUUCCGUGUCGGGCUUUCAUCUCUGCUGCUUGGACAGCUCAACUCGAGCUGUUGUAGUAUCUGUUCCGUGUCGGGCUAUCAUCUCUGCUGCUUGUAUCUGGGACAGUCAUCUCGAGCUGUUGGGCGUUUUAUCUCUGCUGCUUGGACAGCUCACCUCGAGUUGUUGUAGUAUCUGUUGUGUAGUAUCUGUUCCGUGUCGUUGGGCUUUUCGGGCUUAUCUCUGCUGCUUGGACAGCUCGCCUCGAGCUGUUGUAGUAUCUGUUCCGUGUCGGGCUUUUUAUCUGUUCGAAUCUGUUCCGUGUCUCCUCGGGCUUUCAUCUCUCUCUGCUUGGACAGCUCACCUCGUAUCUGUUGAAUCGGGCUUUUAUCUGUUCGAGCGUAUCUGUUCGUGUCGGGCUUUUAUCUCUGCUGCUUGGACAGCUCGCCUCGAGCUGUUUAUCUGUUCCGAGUCGGGCUUUCAUCUCUGCUGCUUGGACAGCUCGCCUCGAGCUGUUGUAGUAUCUGUUCCGUGUCGGGCUUUCAUCUCUGCUGCUUGGACAGCUCACCUCGAGCUGUUGACAGUAUCUGUUCCGUGUCGGGCUUUCAUCUCUGUUGCUUGGACAGCUCACCUCGAGCUGUUUAUCUGUUCCGUGUCGGGCUUUCAUCUCUGCUGCUUGGACAGCUCAACUCGAGCUGUUGUAGUAUCUGUUCCGAAUCGGGCUUUCAUCUCUGCUGCUUGGACAGUUCACCUCGAGCUGUUCCGUGACCUCCUCUCCCUGACAAAAUCCUCAGAUCUACUAACUGAUCAGGCAAAAAUGAAAGAAUCAAUCUAUCUAUCUAUCUAUCUAUCUAUCUAUCUAUCUAUCUAUCUAAACAGACUGAUAAAGACAGACAUGAAGGGAUUGAGAUAG
Molecule: messenger RNA, 990 nt
Organism: Acanthosepion pharaonis
Lineage: Eukaryota; Metazoa; Mollusca; Cephalopoda; Sepiida; Sepiidae
Source: the annotation of a GenBank genome assembly